This is a messenger RNA of Leptidea sinapis, 882 nucleotides long. RefSeq names its product A disintegrin and metalloproteinase with thrombospondin motifs 16-like. The coding region runs from base 42 to 821 and encodes 259 amino acids. The transcript has 5 exons. Gene Ontology annotation, molecular function: metalloendopeptidase activity. Lineage: Eukaryota; Metazoa; Arthropoda; Insecta; Lepidoptera; Pieridae. Gene Ontology annotation, biological process: proteolysis. The record is from RefSeq and is a predicted model, not a curated record.
CGAUAAUAUGUUUGAGCUUAGUCUGUUACCGAAGUCUCAAAAUGCAAGUGGUUCUAUUGUGUUUGUUUGUAAUUGUUUGCGAAAGCUCGAUAAUACGCCAUAUUUCGGCAUCAAUCGCGUACCAAACAAAAGCGAAUUAUCAGAUAAAUGUACCAAUUAUGUUUCACUACGACAUCAAACUGACCAAGAAACUGGCGAAAGAAUACAGCUUCAAGACAAGGAAAAAGAUUCAAAGCAUCAGCAAGAACAUACUGAAAGAAGCGAGCAGUAUUUUCAAUCAUUCUAGUCUAAAUAAAACAAUAAAUUUUACAUUAAUAGGAACUAAAUUCAUAAGAGAUAUACGUGCAGUAAGAUUGGAUGAGAAUGCUUCAAACUAUUUAAGAAGUUACUGUGAUUGGCAGACCAAGAAGAAGAUAAUCAAGAAGAAAAUGUAUUACUCUGUCCUCUUGAGUGGCUUAGAUUUAUUUUAUGUGAACAAUGGAAAACCUGUUCGUGGUUCUGUAGGCCGCAGCUACAGAAACGGUGUUUGCAGCAUUAGCAAGAGCUGUACUCUAAUUGAAUGGGUACCCAGAAACAUGGCCUAUCUCCUAGCCCAUGAAAUAGCACACAGCUUUGGAGUAUACCACGAUGGACCACCGUUCAACAAAUGUAACAGUCAGAAAUACAUAAUGGCGCCACGAUAUGUUCCGACGAAACGUGCUUCAGUUUGGUCACAUUGCAGUAAAAUAUCGAUGGAAAAGUUCUUAAGAAGCAGGAAGGCGUGGUGCGUACAUCCUGGGAGUGACAACUAUUUUGAUUCGAUUGAUUUCAAUCCAAUUUAAAAUCAUAUUUUAUCUACUCUAAGGAGCUACUGUGAUAAAUACAUACAUUAAUAAACAUUAA